CCAUUUGGCUCACUAUACAAAAUUAUCCUUAAAUGUAUAAUGGGUGUCAAAGUAUCUCUCAGAUUUAAUUGUCAAAAUUUUUCCUACUUAGGGUUAUACAAAAGCUAUUUCUAGGGGGGAAUGUAUGAAUUUUGGAGAGAUGAUCAUCGUGGUUUUAAGGGAGAGAAAACAUUAUCUUUGAGUUAAAUCCACAUAACCGUAAAAAGAACCAAAGAAACUUCAGCAAGAAUAUUUCUAUCCUUUACAUUUUAAUGUGCCCUGGCAUACAAAGAAGAGAACAACCAAUGUUACAUUUGCAGAAGCUGAACUGGAGUCCGUGGACUUAGAUAAGUGAUUUAAAAGUCCUCCAACCCAGUUUCGAAACAGACAAUCCUUUGUUAAAACAAAAUACAUUUUCCAGUAGUACUCUAUUUUUCCUCUUACUUCAGUCAUUUCAUUUACUAUUCCAUGUUAUCCUAGGUUUUUAUUUUUAUUUUUUUCCAUGUGUAAAUAUCCUUAUUGACAUUUCAACUUCUUCCUGUAAGGUUUUGGAGAGGGAAAUAUUUACACUUGAUCCAAAGUUUACACAAAAUCUCUUUGUAACAAAUGACCAGAAAAAAUCGUACCUCACUGACCGAGUUCAUCCUGCUGGGAUUAGCAGACACCCUGGAGCUACAGAUCACCCUCUUUUUGUUCUUUGUUGUGAUUUACACACUCACAGUCCUGGGGAAUGUGGGGAUGAUCCUGCUAAUCAGGGCAGACUCUCGACUUCACACACCCAUGUAUUUCUUCCUGGCUAACUUGUCUUUUGUGGAGGUUUGCUACUCGUCCACCAUCACCCCAAAGAUGCUGGUAGAUCUCUUGUCUGAGAAGAAAACCGUCGCCUUUGCUGGCUGCUUCCUGCAGAUGUAUUUCUUUAUCGCCCUGGGAACAACUGAAUGCAUCCUCUUUGGGUUAAUGGCCUAUGACCGUUAUGUGGCCAUAUGUAACCCACUCCUCUACUCCUUAAUCAUGUCCAGGAGAGUCUGCCUUAAAAUGGCAGCUGGGGCCUUUACAGCAGUAUUACUGAACUCCAUGGUUAACACAAGUUAUGUAAGCAGCUUACCAUUGUGUGGUUCCAAUAUCAUCCAUCACUUCUUCUGUGACAGCCCCCCUCUUUUUAAGCUCUCUUGUUCUGACACAAGCCUGAAUGAAAGCAUCUUUUCCACUUUUGCCUGCGUGAAUAUGUUUGGAACUCUGCUGGUCAUCAUUACUUCCUACUCCUACAUUCUCUUCUCCAUCUUUCAUAUGCAUUCAGGGGAGGGGAGGCGCAAAGCAUUCUCAACUUGUGCCUCCCACUUGACUGCUAUAAUUCUGUUCUAUGCAACCUCCAUCUGUACUUAUUUGUGUCCCAGGUCUAGUUACUCCCUGAGUCAGGAUGAAGUGGCUUCUGUGUUCUACACAGUAGUGAUCCCCAUGCUGAAUCCCCUGAUCUACAGCCUCAGGAAUAAGGAAGUAAAGAAGGCUUUGUGGAAUGUGACUACCAGGAAAAGAAUCCCUUCAUUUCUGAUGCUGCCUGGUUAAUUUUUCUGAACUAAAUUGAGUAUUUAGUUAUUUCCCGAACAAAAUAAAGUUUUUGAUUAACUUCCAAGGGCUAAUUCAAACAUACAGGUUCUCAUUAGAAUAUUUUCAAAGUAAACACAUUCUUUUAAUACUCAGAUAUCUGUAUCUAAUUAGAGAUAAGAUAAAUUAGACAAAUAAUAACAGGGGCAUGGAUGUUUAUGCUAUGAUCAGUCUAUAUGGUCACUGGGUCUUUUAAAAUAGAACUUAUUUAUAAUGCACACUUGGCUGUAGAAAAAAGGAGAUUAAGUAUUUAGAGACAAAAGUCACAAUAUCACAUAGAACUAGCCAUAUAGAAUAUUUUGGUCCACCAAAAAAAAAAAAAAAUUUUUUUAUUCAAUGUUUUCCCAUAUGCAUUCUUUUUUACCACUUGUUAAGAUAACUGUUAGCUAUCUAUAACAUAUUUCAUAAAUGCUUUGAAGUUAUAACGGACUUUUUUUUUUAAUUUAGAUAUAUAUCAUGGAAGGGGUGCUUAAAUCAAACUUCAGGACUAAACUUUUAUUACACUUUCAAGCUUUUAUCUUUCUAUUUCUCUUUCCCUAUCGCACCUACAUUUGUUAAAGAAUGAGUGUGGCUUCAUGCAAAAAAUGGCUCUUAAGGACACUGCUGACUGAUUUGAAUGCGCCAAUGACAGCACUCCUUUCAUUCCCUGACCUUUUUCUUGAAACUUUCUGAACCCUUCUUCCCCUUUCUGUCUUCCAGAGUCACACACACAUAAACACCCAUCAAAAAAAAAAGAUACAACCCAGUCAGCUAUUACAAAGGGUUCCAAUAGACGACAGACUUUUAAAGGAAGUAGAUGAGUCUUCAAUGGAUGAAUCUAACACAAAUUCUUUAUUAGGUUCUUGAUUUCCUUCAUAGAAAUCUUCUUUCAAUUGGUAAUAGAGAGCAAUUGAAAGUCACCUUAAUAUAAGUGGGAAGCACAAUUAAUAUAGAGGUUGCCAUCAAAGGUUUACUUACAAUGUGUGUUUUAAGGAAAUUAUGUAUUGAUCAAAACAUCGCAUAAUGAAACAGUAAUAUGUGGCUUCCGCUGUAAAACUUAGGGAUAGAAAAAACGUGUUGGAGACGCAAUAAAGUCAUUCCGAUGUUUGGGGUUUUCAGCAUGUCUUAUUUUGAGCCAUGUUCUCUGCUGUCUAACUCAGCUGUCCUCAAUCUGACUAAUCUCAUUUACAAAGUCUACAGAUAUUGCCGUCUUUGGAAGCUAGUACCACCUCCUGAUGCUGGGUCCAUUUUAAUUCAUUGAACAUGUGUUUUACAUAGAUUUUGAUACUUUCUCUAACUCCUAAUUACAUGUAGUAAAACUCUUUUUUAAAAAAAAUUGUCAAAUUCCCUGGCUUAUUGUUCAAUGUAUUUAUAUGAAAAAAAUUUCAAAAAAUUUUAUUUUCUCUAACUCAAAGGAAAUUUUGCUUUAAAAAGUAAUGAGAAACAUAAUUUUAUAUAUAAUGUGAUUUCCUCACCUCUUUCUUUAACAUUUGACAAUAUUUAUCAAACCCUCCUUUAUAAAGUUAAUGCUCUUUUGGUCUCUUUGAUAUAGUAUCCUAAUUGUUUUUAUUUUUCUACUUUCCCAAUCUCUCUUGUUUUCACUUAAAUAUUUGAUGUUACACCCUUCCCAAACUUGCACAGGUAUCAAUUAAUAGUUCACCUUUGCUCAAUUUUUUUUUUGGAUAAUGAAUUUGUUAAUGUUAAUUAAUGGAAUUUGAGAUAUUGCCACUAGGUUUUGUUCUGCAUGUUAUGUUCAGUAGUGAUUAUCCAUUGCCACCAACUCAAUUCCAACUCAUAGCAACCCUACAGGACAAAGUAGAACUGCCUCCUAGGAUUUCCAAGAAGCACCUGGUGGAUUUGAACUGCCGACCUUUUGGUUAGCAGCCAUAGCACUUAACCACUACACCACCAGGGUUUCCCAAUAGUGACUAAAAAAAAAAAAAGAUUGCUAUCAAGUUGCUUCCAACUCAUAGAAAUCCUAUAUGACAGAGUAGAACUGCCCCAUAGAGUUUCCAAGGAGCACCUGGUGGAUUGGAACUGCAGACUUUUUGGUUAGCAGGCAUAGCUCUUAACCACUACACCACCAGGGUUUCCUAGGUGAGGCCAAAUAGAGACUUGGUUUACAAAAUGUGAACAUUACAAAGCUGAAAAAGGAAAUAAUUUGGAAGAAAUAAUGGAAUUCAAGAAUCAUAUAGAUUCAAAUAAUAAACCAAAAACAUUAAUGUUAUAUUACUAAGAGACAGAGUCCCAUAUAUAGACAGAAAACAAAUGUGUACAAAUGGUUUAAUAUUAAUGUAUAGAAAUUUUUGAAUUCUCUUAAAUGUCAACUAGCAUGUACACCAUACUUUACAUAGCUCUAUUAUCUAUGGGAAGUCAUGCUUCUAGUUAUAAAAUAAGACUAAUGCCCUAGUUAAUUGAAGAAAUAAUUCCAUUUCAAUUCACACUGGUCCUAUAAAACCAAUGACGGUAUAUUAAUUUAUAGUCAACAUGCUUCA
Molecule: messenger RNA, 4055 nt
Organism: Loxodonta africana (African savanna elephant)
Lineage: Eukaryota; Metazoa; Chordata; Mammalia; Proboscidea; Elephantidae
Product: olfactory receptor 5F1-like
Exons: 1
Coding region: 586-1542 (318 amino acids)
Biological process (GO): sensory perception of smell; G protein-coupled receptor signaling pathway
Cellular component (GO): membrane
Molecular function (GO): odorant binding; olfactory receptor activity; G protein-coupled receptor activity
Source: RefSeq, a predicted model, not a curated record